AUGACAUUGACCAUCCCGCCAAACGGCAAAGUUGCCGUGAUUGGUGCCGGAGUCUCGGGACUCUCCUUUGCAUAUUUCCUCAACAAGCUUCGUCCCGACAUCAAUAUCCAUAUCUUUGAGAAGAAACCACAUGUAGGUGGCUGGAUCGACUCAUUGACAUUGUCCACCAAAUCUGGUGACUCCAUACUUCUAGAAAAAGGCCCCCGUACGCUCCGAGGAGUCAGCGAUGGGUCACUUUUGAUUGUUGAUAUCUUGAAGAACCUAGGGCUGGCCCAACUGAUUGAGGUGAUAGAGAAGAGUUCGGUUGCAAAUAAGAAGUACCUAUUGGAUCAUUCUAGAGAGUUGCUCCAAGUCCCUGACAGUGUACAGACUGGGGCAAAGUUUUUGGCAAAGAGUGGCAUUUUAAAAUUUGAGCUUCUAAAGGGCUUUUUCAAAGAGCCGUUUGUCCCCCAGCGAAACGACGGAAAGGACGAGUCCAUUGAGUCCUUCUUUCAAAGGAGAUUGGGCUCAAAGCUCCUUACCAACAACGUAAUGAGUGCGGUGCUACAUGGGAUUUACGCGGGUGAUAUCUCCAAGCUCAGUGUUCGGACGGUGUUGCCCAAAGUGGUGGAAUUGGAAAAUGAAAAAGGCUCCAUCUUCAAGACUUUAUACGCCAGAUUCAGAGAGAAGAAGGAAAAGGAAGCAACUUUGCCACAGGCAUUGAAGGAGUAUGAGGACAUGAUUUCUCCAGAGUCAAAUCUCACUCAAUUAUCUUCAGAGUUGAAAAAGUUUCCUAUGUUAAAGUUGCUGAAUGGGUUACAAGAGUUUCCUAGAAAGAUUGAGGAGUAUUUAACUAAACAAAAUAAGGUACACUUUCAUUUUCGGUCAAAUAUUACUUCGGUUAGUCCCAAGGGUGAACUAGCGGUUGAAGGUGAAGAAGCCCAAAAGUUUCAUCACAUCAGAUCAACAAUUUAUACCCACGAACUUGCCAGGUUAUUGCCCAAGGAGUCAUCGGAAUUAAGCGAUACUUUGGCCAGACUACAGUAUGUCAAUGUAUUCUUGGUGAACAUCUACUCACCUAAAGUAGAAUUGAAGCCUAAAGAAAAACAGGGGUUUGGAUUUUUGGUUCCAAAGGGGGAAGAUGGAAGAUUUGAGAAGAAUCCAGAUUGCUUACUUGGUGUAAUCUUUGAUUCUGAUGUGGAGCAGAAUUCUAUUAAAUUCAUAGGGGGCGAACCUGUGGAGAAUGGAAAUGCUAGUAAAAUCACUUUGAUGAUGGGAGGUCACUAUUAUAAUAAGAUCCAGAUUCCUUCUGCUGGAAUUAAUCUUAAGAUCGUGAAGAAAAUCCUCUCUGAGAUCUUGAAGGUCGAUUUGAGUGAAUCCAAUCUUAUCAUUAGAGACGAAGAGUCCAUCGAAAGCAAGGACAUCCAGGGAUUGAAAUCCAACGAUAUAUUGAUCUCAUACAACCUUCACAAAAAUUGCAUUCCUCAGUAUAAUGUUGGAUAUGGUGAUAUUAAAAACGAGUUGGAAAGUUGGAUUGAAUUGAACAAUUCCAAGCUUUCGUUCGGGGGAAUGGCGUUUGGUAACGGUAUUGGUGUACCCGAUUGUGUGACCAAUGCGUUAGAACAUGCUUUAAAAUGUAAAUAG
This is a messenger RNA of Suhomyces tanzawaensis NRRL Y-17324, 1623 nucleotides long. It is a transcript of the gene HEM14, whose product is annotated as oxygen-dependent protoporphyrinogen oxidase. Lineage: Eukaryota; Fungi; Ascomycota; Pichiomycetes; Serinales; Debaryomycetaceae. Gene Ontology annotation, cellular component: mitochondrial inner membrane. Gene Ontology annotation, molecular function: protoporphyrinogen oxidase activity, oxygen as acceptor. Bases 1 to 1623 code for a protein of 540 amino acids. Gene Ontology annotation, biological process: heme biosynthetic process. The transcript has a single exon. The record is from RefSeq and is a predicted model, not a curated record.